GCAUUCAGAAGACUUGCUCUCUGGGCUACAUGCGGAGGACGCAGUUUCUCAGUCUCCGCCCAGGGGAAAGUCCCCGGACUCGUGGCAGAAAGUGCUCUGGAUAGUUCCAGUGUUGGUCGGUGCUCGUACCGUCAUUCAGCGGAGAUGUUCAUUGAGUUGAACUGAGCUGGGUAAUCACCGACCAACUUUGUCAGCUGAUCGUAGUCAUGCAAGGCUGCUGGGUCUCCAUUUUCCCUGUGGUGUCACCUUUCUGCACGACAGAGGGAGAACAAAGACACCCGUUUUUCCCCGUCAACUCCACCAGAGGGAGCACGAGGCCCGGAGCAUCCUCAUUAACGCAGUCUGACAUGAACACAGACGCACUAACAGACAUACGUUACGGCACUGGAUUAGGCUGCAACAAAAAGAUUAAAGCGUCACAUGGUAGCCCCUCCAAAUGGUGCCUGCCGGUAACCUAGUUCCCUCUCUGAGAGAUAUCCCAUCAUUCAUGUGGAGUGGGCGUAGGCUCCCGCAGCAGCAGCAUCACAAAGGUUGGGCUCCUCCCUGCUGUAUCCUGGAGAGAUAGAAGGAGGGAGGGUGGGGGCGCCGGAGAGAGGAUCAGGGUCAGAUGAAUUCCAGACUGAGUGACGGAGGCAGCGUUUGCAAAUGAAGAGGAGAGAGUGGGCGCAUGUGUUUGAGAGAGAACAAAUCAGUUAGGGUUUGAAAGAGAGAGAAGAGGAAAUUCAGACAGGAGGAGGAAGGGAACAUAAAGGCAGGAAGGACAAGGGGCAGCAGGAGAAAAAAAAAAAGGAGGAAGACAAGAGGAUCCAGAUUAAGACUGAAGAUGGCUGAGCCGGAGCUGAAAUCACGGAGCAGCCGGGAGAGCGUUGCCAAGGCGGCAAGCCAGGAGAAGAUGGGAGCGGCUGAAGCAGACCCGGAUCAGGACGGUCUGAUCGUGGAGCGUCCCACGUCCCCGUCCACCCCCAUGGUCCCGGCUCCGUCAGCCUCCACCCCCACCGACGGAGCCCCCGCCAAAGGGGAGAAGAUCGAACUCAAACGCAGCAUCACCCUCUUCAACGGCGUGGCGAUGAUCAUUGGCACCAUCAUCGGCUCAGGGAUUUUCGUGACUCCCACUGGCGUUGUCAAGGAGACCGGCUCGGCGGGGCUCUCCCUGGUCGUCUGGUCAGUGUGCGGGGUCAUAUCCACCAUGGGCGCCUUGUGCUACGCUGAGCUGGGCACCACCAUCGCCAAGUCGGGCGGAGACUACACAUACAUCCUGGAGGUGUACGGCGAGCUGGCAGCCUUUCUGAAACUGUGGGUGGAGAUGCUCAUCAUCAGGCCGUCGUCGCAGUACGUGGUGUCGCUGGUGUUUGCUACCUACCUUCUGAAACCGCUCUACCCGAGCUGCGCUGUUCCGGACAGCGCCGCCAAGCUCAUCGCCUGCCUCUGCCUUACCUCACUGACCUUUGUAAACUGUAUCAGCGUAAGAGCAGCCACGAAAGUCCAGGACCUGUUCACUGCCUCCAAGCUGCUCGCCCUCAUCAUCAUCAUCCUCUUCGGGUUCAUCCAGAUUUUCACUGGUGAUGUUCCAUAUCUGACUCUAGAAAAGUCAUUUGAGGGCAGCAAAUGGGGAGUGGACCACAUUGUCCUGGCUCUGUACAGUGGUCUCUUUGCUUUUGGAGGCUGGAACUACCUGAACUACGUAACCGAAGAGAUGAUCAAUCCAGAGAGGAAUCUGCCUCUGGCUAUCAUCAUCUCCAUGCCGAUAGUAACUGUGGUCUACGUUCUCACCAACCUGGCCUACUUCACCACCAUCAGUCCUCAAGCCAUGGUUGAGUCGGAGGCCGUUGCCGUGAGUUUUGGAGAGUACCAUCUCGGUGUCAUGUCCUGGCUCAUUCCAGUUUUUGUCGGACUUUCCUGCUUCGGAGCCGUUAAUGGAUCCCUCUUCACCUCAGCACGGUUGUUUUAUGCCGGAGCCAGAGAAGGUCAACUCCCUGCUGCUCUGGGAUUGGUUCACACGGAUCUCUUCACACCAGUGCCGUCCCUCAUAUUCACAUGUUUCCUGUCCAUGAUGUACGCCAUCUCUCAGGACAUCUUCUCCGUCAUCAACCUGUUCAGUUUCUUCACGUGGUUGUGCGUCGGCAUGGCCAUCGCGGGCCUGGUUUGGCUGCGGAUCACCAAACCGGAUCUCCGACGGCCCAUUAAGGUGUAUCUGUUCGUCCCUGUGAUUUUUGUUUUGGGCUGCGUCUUCAUGAUCGUGGUGUCCUUCUGGGCCGCUCCCUUCGAGUGCCUCGUGGGCAGCAGCAUUAUUCUCACAGGUAUCCCAGCGUACCUGUUGGGCUACAAGUGGAAGAAACCUCAUGUGGUCAAGAAGAUGCUGGAAAUCUUCACCAUGUUCUGUCAGAAGAUCUUCAUGUCUGUUCCUGAGGAGAAGGAGCAACACAAGGCGGCUGAGUAACGCUGGGCAACAUGAAGGACUCAUUGUUUUCACCUGAACAUUUCUACAUUUAUGACAUGUUUACAUUUAGUCGCUAUUUCCUUGUGGUUUGGUUACAACUGUUUUCAUCCUUUAUUGAACCAGGCAGGUGGUUGUGGCCUGGGGAUGGAGUCAGAGGAGGGUUUACAUGAAUGUAUGCCUUUGUAUCUUAGACUGUAUAUGAAGACGGACACCUC
This is a messenger RNA of Sphaeramia orbicularis (orbiculate cardinalfish), 2652 nucleotides long. RefSeq names its product large neutral amino acids transporter small subunit 1-like. Gene Ontology annotation, biological process: amino acid transmembrane transport; neutral amino acid transport. Bases 824 to 2437 code for a protein of 537 amino acids. Gene Ontology annotation, molecular function: neutral L-amino acid transmembrane transporter activity; L-amino acid transmembrane transporter activity. The record is from RefSeq and is a predicted model, not a curated record. Gene Ontology annotation, cellular component: membrane. The transcript has 12 exons. NCBI's taxonomy places the organism in Eukaryota, Metazoa, Chordata, Actinopteri, Kurtiformes, Apogonidae.